AUGCCUCUUCGUAUCGUAGUGUGCGGUGACGACACGGUUGGCAAGUCCAGUCUCAUUGCCACACUUGUGAAAGACGAGUUUGUCGCCAACAUUCAGGGUAAAUUGUCACCUGUCAGUAUUUCCCGAGAUGAUUAUGCCGUUUUGGGCGAAGCUAAUUCUGAUGUCGAUACCGACAUGGAGAAAACUGACAUGCGAUCAGUAUCACAGUACAUUCCAGACUCCACUGUGGUGAUCGACACUGUGUCUUCAGACCAUGCUGCAUUGAACAAGGAGUUAAAGCAGGCGGAUGUGAUUUUGUUGUUGUAUUCGGAUCACUAUACCUAUGAGCGUGUUCUGCUUUUCUGGAUGCCAAUGUUUCGUGCGCUGGGGGUCAACCUACCCAUUGUGGUGUGUGCCAACAAAUGCGAUUUCAUGACAAAGCUGCCAGAAAAGCCGACCUCCAGUUUCAAGCAGCAGAACAAAGAGGAGUUUGUUCCUUUGAUCAAUGAGUUCAAAGAAAUCGAAGCGUGUUUGAGAUGCAGUGCUAAGCAGAACAUCAACGUCGUGGAAGCAUUCUACCUUUGCCAGCGUGCAGUUACACACCCUAUCUCUCCAAUUUUCGAUUCGAAAGAAGGAAAUCUCAAGCCAGCUGCCGUGAAGGCCUUGCAGCGAGUGUUUUUCCUAUGCGACGCGGACCUCGAUGGGUACCUUAACUUUGAAGAGUUCUCUGCUCUUCAUAUGCGAUGUUUUGGUAGAAGCGCUUCACAGAAUCACUACGAUGAUAUCUUGCAAACAGUCAAUGCCAUCAUUCUCCCGGAUUGUGAUAAUAAGGGCGAGGUUAAAGGCAUCUCAGAGAACGCUUUCAUCAUUCUCAACAAACUAUACGCUGAACGGGGCCGUCAUGAGACCAUUUGGGGGAUCUUGAGAGCAUUUCACUAUACGAACUCGCUCUCGCUCAACGAUCGGUUUCUUUACCCGAAGGUGGAAGUUAACCCUAAUUCAAGUGUAGAGCUUAGUCCAACCGGCUAUCGGUUUCUAGUUGACUUGUUCUUGAAGUUCGAUAGAGACAACGACGGAGGGCUCAGCGAGGAGGAAAUGACAAACUUGUUUCUUCCAACUCCUGGGGUGCCGAAACUUUGGAAAGAAACUCAAUUCCCCUCUUCUAUUGUGUGCAAUGAGGAAGGAUACGUGUCUCUACAGGGCUGGCUCGCACAGUGGAACCUUACGACAUUUCUAGAUCACCAGACUACGCUCGAAUACUUGGCAUAUCUUGGGUUUGAUGAGGGAAACUCGGUGAAAGCAAUCAAAGUCACCAAACCAAGAAAGCACCGUCAGAAGCAAGGCAAGCAGUAUAGGGGUGCCGUGAACGACCGAAAUGUUUUUAACUGUUUUGUCCUUGGAGCUCCAAAGUCAGGAAAGUCUUCUUUAUUAGAGCUGUUUAUCCGGGGAACUUAUAGCGAGAUGUAUCUGCCCACAAUCAUUCCCAAGCUCUGCGUCAAAGACAUCGAACUUCGUGGCGGGAAACAAUGCUACUUGAUCUUGGAGGAAUUGGGUGAGUUGGAGCCUGCAAUUUUGGAAAAUCAAAAGCGUCUAGAUCAGUGCGAUGUGAUCUGCUACACCUACGAUUCUUCUGAUCCCGAGCUGUUCCAGUACAUCGUGAAUCUCCGAAAAAAACACGCGAGUAUUUUAAAUGACAUUCCGUCCGUCUUCGCUGCUCUCAAGGCUGACUUGGACAAGCAGCAGCAGAGAUCAGACGUGCAACCAGAAAACUACAUCCGAAACCUAUUUCUUGGCUCGCCAUUGCAUAUAUCCAGUUCGUGGCCCAUGUCCAUCCAUGAGCUUUUCAUACAGCUUGUCGAUGCGGCUAAAAUGCCCAGCACUGCCACUCCCGGACUAGACCCGCAUCCUGACACCGCAGAAUUUGAGAACAUGAAGCGCAUAGGCAUCGCGGGAGGUGCGAUCACAGUAAUGACGCUUUUCUCUGUUUGGAUCUUUCGCAGUGCUCAAAGGCUGGGAAGGACUUGA
Messenger RNA from Metschnikowia bicuspidata var. bicuspidata NRRL YB-4993, 2004 nucleotides. RefSeq names its product ERMES complex Ca(2+)-binding regulatory GTPase. Gene Ontology annotation, cellular component: mitochondrial outer membrane. The record is from RefSeq and is a predicted model, not a curated record. Bases 1 to 2004 code for a protein of 667 amino acids. Gene Ontology annotation, molecular function: GTPase activity; GTP binding; calcium ion binding. The transcript has a single exon. Lineage: Eukaryota; Fungi; Ascomycota; Pichiomycetes; Serinales; Metschnikowiaceae. Gene Ontology annotation, biological process: mitochondrion organization; regulation of mitochondrion organization; small GTPase-mediated signal transduction.